AGUAUCAGUGAGUGGUCAGUGUUUGAGCGAACUCACCGGCUGCUUUAAAAUAAAUUCGCUUCAGUAAAUAAUACGAAUUCAACGUGUUGCCGCGAAUUAAUUAAAACAAUACUCUGACAAUAUAACAAUAUAAAUUAAUUAAGUUUAUUAAACAUCUAAAAUAAUACAUAGCUGAAAAUGAAUAUCAAAAUAUUUUAAAACAUUCUCAAAUAAAAUUACUCGGUUUUUUUAAAUUUUACAACUCUAUAAACUUUACGAUUCAAAACAAGUCAUGUUUCAUCCACACACAAUCACAUUAACGAGUUUCAUAACCUCGCCGACGGUCGAACACUGUCAGAAUAGUAUUUAUCAGAAUAAAACAGCUGAUAAACUCAGCAAAAAUGAAAACAUACGUGAUUAACUGAGAAGUAAAUCGGCUAAAAAUGGGUAACGAGCAUUCGCAAAUGUCUGGAUUGAACGUGGAAGAGAAAGCCAUUGAAGUGACGGAUUUCUGGUCGCAUCACUCCGCGACUUUAAACACAGGUAACUCAAAUGUUUCCACUGUUUCGGUGUUUAUCGGUGAGCCCUUGGUUGGAGGAUCGCUGUGGAUGACGCAAACGCCUCUCGAGAAAGCAAGCAAAAACUUAAUGCUGCAUCGCCAUCCUUGUAUUCUAAAAUAUGUGAGCUCAUGGAAUAAAGGCUCAAAAUACUAUCUCGCCGUUGAGAAAGUUCGUCCACUCUCGCAUGUACUACAAUCACAAUCAGUGCUACAAAUCUGUAUCGGUUUACAUUCCAUUCUGAAAGGAUUGGUGUUCUUACAUGAGAGAGCAUUAGCAUCACAUAAUAAUGUAUGCACUGCUUCAGUGUAUGUCACCAAAGAUGGCAGUUGGAAACUUGGGGGCUUGGAAUACCUUUGUAAAUUUAAAGAUAUUAACAAUGAGUAUAUGAGGAAGGCAAGAGGCCAUAGAUAUGAAAAAGCAAUUGAUCCCAAUGAAGAUAAACUGUUGGCUAGUAAACAAUUGGAUUUUAUUGAUAUCUAUGCAUUUGCAGUGCUUGUCAAUGAAGUUUUCAAGCAUAUCAAAGGCAACAAAGAUGAUACAAUACCAUUAAAUCAAUUUUUGGAACUGUGUAAAACUGAAUUACAUCAUCCAGAUGUCCAACAACGACCGAAAUUGUCUUCGUUGCUUGACGAUGGGUUUUUCAACCAUGACUUUAUCACAAUUCAUUCUUUCUUAGUCGAACUGCCAUUGAAAUCCGAUCAGGAAAAAGAUCAAUUUUUCAGUACAUUAAUUCCACGUCUAAGGAAUUUUAAACAACAAAUUGUAGCGAAACAACUUGGUGGUUUACUUUUAUCACGCAUGGUUUUGUUGAAUAAAACAGCGCAGACCAAAGUAAUUCCAGAGGUUUUAAAUCUGAAAGACAACAAUGACGAUGCCUUAUUUGAUGUUUCCACGUUUAGAGAACACAUUGUUCCGAUUCUUCUAGAAAUUUUCUGUGUGCGCGACGCGCAGAUACGACUUUUACUCUUGGAAUAUUUUAAUAAUUUCAUUGGUUGCUUCACACAGGAACAACUACAGAAUAAAAUCUUACCAGAGCUGUUGUUAGGAAUCAAAGACACUAAUGAUCAUCUAGUCGCUGUUACACUUCGGUCGUUAGCAGAUUUAGUACCAAUGUUGGGAUCAGCCGUGGUGAUUGGUGGAAAACGCGCGAAAUUGUUCAAUGAUGGUCUCCCGAUUGCGCAUAAACCUUCAUCUGGAUCUCGGCGAAGUUCCGCGCGUGUCAGUUUACAUCACAUUCCUGCAAUUACAUCACAAAAUGAGAGCGAUGUGUUGAGUAACAGUUCCGGGACAGAGAUUCCCCCCGAUUUGAUUCUUAAUGAGCGGCCAUCUCCUGAUGGUGAAGAAGGUGACACCUCAACCAUCACAGAUGAAGGACUGGAAGAUAAUCAACUUGACGUUGAAGAUAGCGUAGGUUUUCCAAAUAACGAAGUCUGGGAUGAUUGGGAUAUAAACGAUGUGGAUAAUAAUGAUGCGACUUCAUCACAGGGCGUUGAUAAUAUUGAUAGUAUUACAAAUUUUGUACAAUUGUCAUCAAUGAGUUUAACGGGGAGUCCAAACGAUCAAAAUGGUAAUACACAUGCAAAUCAUAACAAUCGCAAGGCAGAACUGCCUGAUAUACUUGAACUAGAUAUAAAAAAUGUUAAGAAUGGCGAGAAUUCCGAAGAGUUUGACUUUUUCCAAGACAUGGAACCCGUUAUCAAUACGACAAGUAAGUUUUUAAUUAGUGAGGAUGUAAAGGCGAUGCAGGAGGAUGAGUCGGACGGUUAUCGGAAUAAAAAGAUUGUGGAUGUUAGUCAUACCAGCGCAGCGAAUAUCAGUAGUACGCUCGAUUGGAGUGUGAAUGUCAACGCGGAACAUCAGGAGGAAGGAUGGGGCGAUGACUUGGACGGAUGGGAUUAAUGUUUUAUUUGUUAUUUGAUUAAAUAAUAUUUAAAAAUA
This is a messenger RNA of Dalotia coriaria, 2477 nucleotides long. RefSeq names its product protein-associating with the carboxyl-terminal domain of ezrin-like. Bases 423 to 2438 code for a protein of 671 amino acids. The transcript has 4 exons. The record is from RefSeq and is a predicted model, not a curated record. Lineage: Eukaryota; Metazoa; Arthropoda; Insecta; Coleoptera; Staphylinidae.